CUGGAGGAGACUCCCACACCGCUGCUGUCUCCCCCUCCAAACUUCUUCGUCUCUUUUCCACAACUUGUCACAUCUCUGCAAAGGCUCGAGACAUCAGAGUUGGUUGCAUGGCUACAUGAAAGUUUCGUGGACUUGGAACUUGGAAAACUUUCAGCGGCGCUUUAUUGGAGCUCGUCGCCUCUAUAGUAACUGUGGAUUACUGACAUACCGCAGGACCUUUGGCAGCUAUUUAUUGGGGGUUUCCAUCGUGUCUUCUGCAGAGGUCUGAGUCGAGAUGGGGAGCAAAGCCCUGCACGCUCCGAUCCCCCUGCACCCGGCCCUCCAGCUCACAAACUACUCCUUCCUGCAGGCCGUCAACACGUUCCCAGCUGACCAGCUGCAGGGACUGUACGGCCUCAGCGCGGUGCAAACCAUGCACAUGAACCACUGGACUCUUGGUUACCCGCACAUACAAGGACUGAGGUCGACGAUCACGGAGAUGGCAGCUGCGCAGGGUCUGGUCGACCCCAGGCUUCCCUUCCCAGCGAUACCCUUCUCAGCCGCAGCGCAGCUCUUUCAUCCAAAACAGGCAGCCGUGGGGCACGGCGUCCCGUCGCUGCACAAGGACAGGCCGAGGUUUGACUUCGCCAACCUGGCCCUCGCUGCCACUCAGGAGGACCCCCCGAAAGCUGCGGAUCUGGCGAAGUUGGCGUCGGGGCUAGGGGGAACGAUCUCCGAGCUGAGCAAGCUGUCCCCAGAAAGAAAACCCACCCGGGGCAGGCUCCCGUCCAAAACUAAAAAGGAAUUUAUUUGCAAGUUCUGCGGCAGACAUUUCACCAAGUCCUACAACCUCCUCAUCCACGAGAGGACCCACACAGACGAACGACCGUAUACCUGUGAUAUUUGCCACAAGGCUUUCCGAAGACAAGACCAUCUCCGAGAUCACAGAUACAUCCACUCCAAGGAAAAACCAUUCAAAUGUCAAGAAUGUGGGAAAGGAUUCUGUCAGUCUCGAACUCUAGCCGUCCAUAAAACCUUACAUAUGCAGGAGUCUCCCCACAAAUGCCCCACAUGCGGAAGAACCUUUAAUCAAAGAAGUAACCUGAAAACUCACCUUCUCACCCAUACAGACAUCAAGCCCUACAGCUGUGGCCGCUGCGGAAAGGUGUUUCGGCGCAACUGUGACUUGCGACGGCACAGUUUGACGCACAGCCCACAUCAGGACUACUAGCCUGGACAGACUAACAAAAUAACAAUGGACAAAAAAGCAGGAAGACAAGUCAGCGACUUCUUCUUUUUCUUCUUCUUGUUUUUUUUCUUUUUUUCCCUUUGGUUCAAAGACAGUCUCCAAAUCAGGACACGUUUACUGGCGCACAUUUGGAGUUUGGUUGCACAUCAAAUGGGA
This is a messenger RNA of Paralichthys olivaceus (Japanese flounder), 1384 nucleotides long. RefSeq names its product odd-skipped related transciption factor 2 (gene osr2). NCBI's taxonomy places the organism in Eukaryota, Metazoa, Chordata, Actinopteri, Pleuronectiformes, Paralichthyidae. Gene Ontology annotation, cellular component: nucleus. The record is from RefSeq and is a predicted model, not a curated record. Gene Ontology annotation, biological process: embryo development; urogenital system development; regulation of transcription by RNA polymerase II. Gene Ontology annotation, molecular function: DNA-binding transcription factor activity, RNA polymerase II-specific; RNA polymerase II transcription regulatory region sequence-specific DNA binding.